AUGUCGCUGGUGUUUCGCCAGAAGGUCCGGGCACUGAUGACGACACUCCGGCAAGGCGGUGCCCUCGGCCGCGUGCGCGCCUCCAUCUACACCAUCGAGUGGCAGAAGAGGGGCCUGCCGCACGCGCAUAUCGUGCUCUGGCUGGCGUCGGAGGACAUGCCGCGUCCCGACCAGCUGGAUCACUUUGUGCGCGCCGAGAUCCCGGACGCCGACGCCGAGCCGGAGCUGCACGCCAUCGUCACCACCAAGAUGGUGUACGGACCGUGCGGCACCCUCCGUCCGACGGCGCCGUGCGUGGUGGACGGAGCGUACAAGAAGCGGUUCCCGAAAGCCUUCAAGUCCAUUACGGAGGUGCACGACACGGGAUACUCCCGGUACCGGCGCCGCAGCCAAUGUGGCGGAGGACGCACGGUGCAGCUCAGCGGCUGGCCGGGCGGCGCCGUCGACGUCGACAACCGGUGGAUUGUGCCCUACAAUCCGUUCCUCAGUCGCGCCCUGGACGGCCAUUUCAACAUGGAGAUCAUCACCCACGCCGUCACGUGCAUACGGUACGUCAUCAAGUACGUCAUUAAGGGCGGAGAUCAGGUGAUGUUCCGGGUGUCGGCUGGGGACGAGGUGGUGGACGAGAUCGCCACCUACCAGCAGGGCCGCUACCUGAACGCCAUGGGGGUAGCGUGGCGGCAUUUCGGCUACCCUGUCCACGAGCACCAGCCGCCAGUGCAACAGCCGUCCGUCCACCUGGGCGGCGACGACCAACCGCUGCGCUUCCGCGCCGGCGUCAGCCCGCGUCAGGUGGCGGAGGACGCUGGCACCGACACCAAGCUCACCGGCCUCUUCAAGCGGUGCGCGGAGGACGAGUUUGCCCGGACUCUGCUCUGCCACAGUGUGCCGCGCUACUACACGUGGCAGACGGGAGCUCGGUGCUGGCGUCGGCGCCGCCGAGGCAAGCCGGACGUUGCCGGCAUCUUCGCCGCGGAAGCCAUCAGCCGCGUCUACACCGCCAGCCCACGCGCCGGGGAGGAGUUCUAG
Pollicipes pollicipes is the source of this 1029-nucleotide messenger RNA. RefSeq lists its product as uncharacterized. The record is from RefSeq and is a predicted model, not a curated record. The coding region runs from base 1 to 1029 and encodes 342 amino acids. The transcript has a single exon. NCBI's taxonomy places the organism in Eukaryota, Metazoa, Arthropoda, Thecostraca, Pollicipedomorpha, Pollicipedidae.